Messenger RNA from Momordica charantia (bitter melon), 1923 nucleotides. RefSeq names its product phosphomevalonate kinase, peroxisomal. Lineage: Eukaryota; Viridiplantae; Streptophyta; Magnoliopsida; Cucurbitales; Cucurbitaceae. Gene Ontology annotation, cellular component: peroxisome. The record is from RefSeq and is a predicted model, not a curated record. Gene Ontology annotation, biological process: isopentenyl diphosphate biosynthetic process, mevalonate pathway. Gene Ontology annotation, molecular function: ATP binding; phosphomevalonate kinase activity.
AACGUUGGCGGUUGAGCGCGCGCGAAGAGCAAAUGGCGUGAAAAACAUGGAGGAGGGAAAAAGAGAGAGAUGUUGACUGUGAACUCCACGGAGCUUUCAAAAUCAACGAAUCUUAAACUGUGAAAUUCUUGCACUGAGUUUAUGUAGUCUCACAUCAACAUCAAUAUCUGUGGUUCCAUCUCUAUAUCCGCAUCGCACUGCCUGGUCACACGUUGAUUCGGAAGUUGAUCGGGGAAUAGUAGCGAUGGCCGUAGUUGCUUCAGCUCCUGGGAAAGUACUAUUGACGGGAGGAUACCUGAUUUUGGAGAGACCAAAUGCUGGUUUGGUACUCAGUACAAAUGCUCGGUUUUAUGCAAUUGUGAAACCACUUCACGAGCAUGCUGAGCCAGAAAGUGGGGGUGGGGAAUGGGUAGAUGUGAAAUUGACCUCACCCCAGCUCUCUCGAGAAAGUCUAUAUAGAUUGUCGCUAGAGAACUUUACGGUUCAGUGUGUCUCCUCAAGUGAGUCGAGGAAUCCUUUUGUAGAACAUGCAGUACAAUACUCCUUAGCUGCUACACAUGGAAUAUUUGAUAAUAACAAGAAAGAUUCACUGCACAGAUUGCUACUGCAAGGUCUGGAUAUCACAAUUUUAGGUUGCAAUGAUUUCUACUCUUAUCGGAAUCAGAUUGAAGCACGUGGACUUCCUUUGACACCAGAAUCACUGAUUUCUUUUCCACCAUUUGCAUCAAUUAGCUUCAAUGCUGAAGAAUCAAAUAGUGAAAAUUGCAAGCCCGAAGUUGCAAAAACAGGAUUGGGAUCAUCUGCUGCCAUGACAACUUCUGUUGUUGCUGCUCUACUUAAUUAUUUUGGUGUCGUAAAUCUUUCCUCAUCAAAAGGUCAAGACAAGGAAAAUAAAAUUAAGGAUCUUGAUAUGGUGCAUGUAAUAGCCCAAACUGCUCACUGCAUUGCACAGGGGAAAGUUGGAAGUGGAUUUGAUGUCAGUUCUGCAGUCUAUGGUAGCCAACGUUAUGUUCGUUUUUCACCUGAUGUGCUAGCUCCCGCUCAGGCGGCAGUUAAAGGACCACUAGAAGAAGUCAUCGUCAAUAUCUUAAAAGGAAACUGGGACCAUGAGAGGACUGAGUUUUCCUUGCCUCCAUUAAUGAAUCUUUUAUUAGGGGAGCCAGGAGCAGGAGGGUCAUCCACACCAUCUAUGGUAGGUGCCGUUAAAAAGUGGCAAAAGUCUGACCCUCAGAAAUCUCAAGAAACAUGGAAUAAGUUGUCCGAAGCGAAUCUUGAUCUUGAAAACCAACUAAACUUACUAAGAAAGCUUGCAGCAGAACACUGGGAUGUGUACAAAUGCAUUAUAAGCAAAUGCAGCACACUUAGAUCAAAGAAGUGGAUGGAACAAGCCACUGAACCAAGCCAACAAACCAUUGUUAAAGCAUUGUUGGGAGCAAGAGAUGCUAUGCUCGAGAUACGAAGUAAUAUGCGGCAAAUGGGCGAAGCUGCAGGUGUUCCAAUUGAACCAAAGUCCCAAAGUGAGGUUUUGGAUGCAACCAUGGAAUUGGAAGGAGUGUUGUUGGGUGGAGUUCCAGGAGCAGGUGGGUUUGAUGCUGUAUUUGCUAUUACAUUGGGUGAUUCUUGUAGCAGCCAUGUGAUCAACUCAUGGACUUCACUCAAUGUUCUUCCCCUCCUACUUAAAGAAGAUCCCGAUGGAGUUGCUCUACAAACUGCUGAUCCUAGAACUAACAAUAUUGCAUCUUCUGUUUAAUACCAUAUUUUGUGCUGUGUUUGGUAGAAAAUGGAUUGAGGUUUGAUGAUUUUAAACUGUUCUAUCUUUUUCGGGUUUAAAUUUGGAGAAAAUAUACUAGUGAAGUUAUGAGUUUAGUUCUGAACUUUCAGGAUUAUGUUUAUUGGUGCUGGUACCUUGAAAGGUUUUUAAUA